Molecule: messenger RNA, 3250 nt
Organism: Annulohypoxylon truncatum
Lineage: Eukaryota; Fungi; Ascomycota; Sordariomycetes; Xylariales; Hypoxylaceae
Product: WD40 repeat-like protein
Exons: 7
Coding region: 132-3116 (994 amino acids)
Biological process (GO): protein deubiquitination; double-strand break repair via homologous recombination
Molecular function (GO): ubiquitin binding
Source: RefSeq, a predicted model, not a curated record
CUCUACUGUUCCAGCGAUUGCUAUUGAUUGCUAUUGCGUCCAUCUGAACUCUCCAAGGUUGCAUUCUACCGAGACAAUCUCAAUCUUUUCUACACGCCUGUCUACGCACAUGACUAUUUCUCGAUCUUACUAUGGCCAAAAAGGCACGUCAAAGGAUAAGCUAUGUUCUUGAAUUAGAUCAUUCGUCGUGCGGCGGCCAUAGACUCGGCGUUAAUGGCCUUGCCGUCGACCGAGACAAUGCUAUUCUCUAUUCUGGAGGUAGAGAUGGUGUCAUAUGUGCCUGGGACCUAAAUCUCGAUUUGAAUAGUCACGAUCCCGAACGCGUGGCUAGCCGAGGCGCAAAACCCCGACCGACCACCAAGUUCCGCGCAUCGACACAAGCCCACACCCACUGGGUCAACGAUAUCGUACUCGCUGCUAAUAAUACCGCUCUCGUUUCUGCAUCCUCCGACUUGACCGUGAAAGUAUGGCGACCCGAAUUGGGGGACACCGAGCCCCAUACCAUCGGCCAGCAUGCCGACUAUGUCAAGUGUGUCGCGACACCGAACUCUGCCGAUUGGGUCGCUUCAGGUGGACUGGAUCGGAAGAUAUACCUGUGGGACCUUAAUGGCAAGGGGAAAUCCCUAGAGAUCGAUGUUCGAGGCGAGGACGUCAGCGAGAAAGCUUCGGUAUACGCUAUGAGUGUUGGCCGAAACAUCUUGGCAAGUGGAGGUCCGGAGUCAAUUGUACGGUUAUGGGAUCCUAAGUCGGGCAAGAGAAUAACCAAACUGGUCGGUCAUACUGACAAUAUCCGCGCGAUAAUGAUGAACGAGGCUGGCGAUACUGUUAUGACGGCCAGUUCCGACCAGACUGUCAAAGUGUGGAGCGUUACCGCUGGAAGAUGCAUGUACACGCUCACCAUGCAUAACGACAGUGUCUGGUCGCUCUUUUCUGAGGACCCAGACUUGGCCGUCUUCUACAGCAGCGAUCGGUCUGGCCUGAUCGUAAAGACGGACACUCGGGGAACAGUGGAAAUGGACGAGGGCUUAUCUGUCGCCGUGGCUCAGGAGCAUGAUGGUGUCAAUAAGGUAGUGGCUUGUGGUGAUUACAUAUGGACUGCCACAUCAAGCUCUUCUAUCAACAGGUGGACGAACGUCGAAACCGGUCCUGACGCCCAACUCCCGGAGGCCUUCAGACAUUUGCGUGCGAGUAGUCCAGUCUCGAGAUCGAGAAAGCCAUCUGCAGCUUCCGUCGAAGGAUCGGGGAAGAAUGAAAUCCCAGCAAAGUCCAUAUUGCGGAUAUCGAACACCGCCGCGUUCCCGCCCGAGCUUAACGGUUCUUCCGAAUCCAAUUUAACUCCCGGCGCGCUGCCUAGGAAGGGCUCAGAACUCAUGGUUGAUCCUAUAGUUCCUGUCAUCGAGCCCAUACAUCACUUACCGGAAGAGACGAUCGAAGGCCAGAACGGGUUGGUUAAGCAUAAACUCCUCAACGAUCGACGGCGUGUCCUGACACUGGAUACCGCGGGUGAUGUAUUGCUAUGGGACCUUAUAAGAUGCGAAGUUAUCCAGAGAUUUGGAAAAAAGCACCUUGAAGACGUUGAGCCUGAAGUGAACACUUUGGAAGCUGUUGCACCUUGGUGUUCAAUUGACACAAGUUCUGGAAACCUGACUGUUGUGCUGGAACCAUUUAAUUGCUUUGACGCUGAGAUGUACGCGGACGAGUUGAUUUUGCCAGAACCCGUCGAAUUUCGGGAAGACCAGAGAAUAAACCUUGGCCGAUGGAUUCUUCGAUAUUUGUUUGCUAAGUUGAUCGACGAAGAAAUUAAACGGGAUGAAGCCCACAGACUGAAACUUAAUGAGGCUGUGGAGAGACGUCAUGCUGCUACCCGACUCAACCCACCAACCACGAUAAUGAUGCCUUCUCCCGACGCUCAAGGAUAUGAAUCUAGCGAUUCUCCGGUAGCAACGCCGAGGGCCAAUGGUGCCAAUUUCCCCAUGACUCCGGGACUGGCAAUAGGCGUCGCUACCCCAGCCCCUAAUUUACCGGGCGUUCCCGAGAAAACUGCUACUACUAACAGCCCUCUAGAGAAGCGACCUUCGCAACAACUGCCUCGAUCAUCUGGCGAAGACUAUUUCUCUGGUGGCAUUAGUUCGGCAGACCCGCCUCCGAAAUCAGCUACGACUACAGCGGGAGCAGACCAGACAGCUACUAAAGAAGAGAUCCCAAAAUCCCCAGUGGAAACGAAGGAUAAAGACAAGGACACUGCUAAGUCUCCGAGUACGCCUUUUGGGAAGAAAUUCCGAAUGGGUAUGUCUUUCGGUACCAAAAAGCUUGGAAGGUCGGCCUCCACGAGUAUCGAGAAGCCUAGUACCGCAGAGGAGAAGCCGGAGGAGAACAAGUCAGAGUCGUCAUCAAAUCACGAAAAGGAAAUUGACGAUAAUUUCCGCGGCGUAAUACAAAAGGUACACAAUGAUUACGAGAAGCAAUUACUCGAAAAUCCCGAUAAUUUAGUCGAGACUAAGAUAACACCGGCUCUACCUAUUGAUGCUCCAGUGUUGAAACUCCCGCCCGGUACGAAGGUUAUUAUCCAGGAAGAGACAUCCGGUGGUAGUGCCAACUUAUACCGGGGUACGGUGAUGAGUGUCGGUGUCGACGCGGAUAUCAUCGAGGAGAAAGCUCCCAUGUGGUUGGGCGAAGUCUUACUCACGAAUACGAUUCCACAAAAAGAUCCUGUAAAGGUCUCGUUCGUGCUACAUCCAUGGAAGGAUUCGUUGCCUAGCAUUGCGACGGCCGAUGGAAACAAUCGUCUUAACGCAAAUAGAAUGCUGAGAGUGAAGAAAAUCCUAGGCUACGUUGCCGAAAGGAUCGACCCACAGCCCGAAGAGCCUGAGCCUGGAGCUCUCAAGCCUGAAGAGUAUUUAGAGCUGUAUUGUAACGAACAGCUACUACCAAACACCAUGAGUCUUGCGACCUUACGGGCCCAUAUCUGGAAAGGAGGCAGUGACGUUGUUUUGUGUUAUAAAGCAAACGGCCGGAAGGAAAUUCCAAAGGAACUCCCCCAGCCGACUCUCGAAGACCCCGUAGUUUCGGAUCCUGGAGCGCAGACGACGAUACCGCCAAUAGCGACUGUAACUUGAUAUAGUUGUAAUAGAAGUUGGAAUUGCAUGAUCAGGAGGAGGGGUAUCAUCCAUUAAUUGUCUAUGCUUGGUGAUUCUAAAAAUCGGGGUAUUCUAUCGUCUGUUGUACAUACUCCUCAUCUCUCUCCCCAUCC